Messenger RNA from Cuscuta campestris, 1176 nucleotides. Lineage: Eukaryota; Viridiplantae; Streptophyta; Magnoliopsida; Solanales; Convolvulaceae. The record is from the annotation of a GenBank genome assembly.
UUUGACCAAAGAUGAUACACCUAACUUUAGAAGAAAAUGUUCGGGCGCAAGCAGAUCCCUCUUUUUGUGAGUAUUUAAUGGACAUCGGAAAUGGGUCAGCGCCAACUAUAAGUGGUACAAACAUCAAAAUCCCACAACAAUUCCUUGUCCGUAGCCCCGACAGUUCAGAUUUGUUAUCGUCCCUGAUCACAGCUGUUUACCCAAACUUGAACCUCUUUCAAGAGGAUCCAUAUACGUUGAUGGGGAGAAUAAUAUUAACUACUACAAAUGAGUACGUCGAUGAAAUCAACACGAUCAUAAUUGGAAAAUACCCUGGAGAAUCAAAAACCUUGUUGAGCUAUGACGUACCACUAGAUGAGAAAUACAAAAAUUGCCAAGAUUUGUUGCACACGUUAUCAUUUCCAGGUCUACCACCCCACACAUUACUUCUAAAAAAUAAUUGUCUAGUAAUUCUUCUACGCAACCUAAACCCGUGUGGAGGCCUAUGUAAUGGAACACGCUUAAUUUGUGAUGCAUUUCAUGAUCAUCUGUUAAGUUGUUUCAUUGCUUUUGGUGAAUAUAAGGGAAAGCAUGUCUUCAUACCAAAAAUUCCACUUGAGAUGUCUAGAGAUGAACGUUGCGCAAUCCCAUUUAAGAGAACUCAAUUUCCCGUCAAACUCUGCUUUGCAAUGACAAUAAAUAAAUCACAGGGUCAGACACUCGAAUUCGCAGGAAUCUUUCUUAGGCGACCAGUCUUCUGUCAUGGACAACUAUACGUUGCAAUGUCGCGGGCCAAAAAUGCUGCCUCCAUCAAAAUGCUUAUCUAUGAUGAAAUAGAUAAUUCAAAGACCACAAAUGCUACCGCAAACAUAGUGUACAGUGAAAUCAUUGCAUACCUUACAUAGGAAAGCACUAGGUUUGUUGAUUUUUAAUGCGUUUCGUUACGAUUUAAUUAUAUUUUAAAGUCCAUGUCGCCUAUUCAAAAUUUAAUUUCAUUACAAACUAAUAUACUACAUUCACUUUUUUCAGAACAAUGGAUGCAAAUCAAGAAAUUUUAGACGUCACUCCCAGUACUAAAUCAUGGGGUUGCAAGGUCAUACUGGUCAUACUGAUAGAGAAGCUUAACGAGCGUCAAUCAGCAAGGGGAGUAACAUACAGGGCCAUGAUCAUGGAGGAUAGUAAAGUAAGAUUUCAUAU